Stegastes partitus (bicolor damselfish) is the source of this 3775-nucleotide messenger RNA. RefSeq names its product tripartite motif containing 62, tandem duplicate 1 (gene trim62.1). The record is from RefSeq and is a predicted model, not a curated record. The coding region runs from base 172 to 1599 and encodes 475 amino acids. Gene Ontology annotation, molecular function: zinc ion binding; protein binding. NCBI's taxonomy places the organism in Eukaryota, Metazoa, Chordata, Actinopteri, Pomacentridae. The transcript has 6 exons.
GUCGGAGCCGCUGAUGUCGCCGACAGGAAGCCGAGACAAUCUCGUGAAGUCCCAAGACUCCUCUCGUUGAUCGAUCCCACAUGCAGCGAGCCCCUCUCUGACUGAUUAACCACGUGUACCCAGCUCCAGAACGUUGCCCUCUUAGAUGCCGCUCAGUCUCUGUUUUUGCAAAUGGCUUGCUGUCUGAAGGACGAGCUCCUCUGUUCCAUCUGCCUCAGCAUCUACCAGGACCCCGUCAGCUUCGGCUGCGAGCACUACUUCUGCAGAAAGUGCAUCACCGAGCACUGGAGCAGGCAGGAGCCUCACGGAACGCGGGACUGUCCCGAGUGCCGGAGGACCUUCACCGACCCGCUCCUUUCGCCGAGUCUCAAGUUGUCUAACAUUGUGGAGCGCUACUCGGCCUUCCCGUUGGACGCCAUCCUUAACGCCCAGAGGAGCUCCUACCCCUGCAAGGACCACGAGAAGGUCAAGCUCUUCUGCCUCACUGACAAAAGUCUGGUGUGCUUCUUCUGUGACGAGCCGGCGCUACACGAGCAGCACCAAGUGACCACCAUCGACGAGGCCUACGAGGAGAUACAGAGGGAGAUGAAGGAGCAGCUGGCCACCCUGCAGGACAGCGAGAGGGGACACACCGAGGCCCUGCAGCUCCUGCAGCGACAGCUCACCGAGACCAAGUCGUCUGCCAAGAGCCUGCGUGCCACCAUCGGGGAUGCGUUCGAGCGCCUCCACCGCUUCCUGCGCGAGCGUCAGAAGAGCAUGCUGGAGGAGCUGGAGAUGGACACGGCCCGCAAGCUGGCCGACAUCGAGCACAAGAUCCAGCGCUACAGCCAGCAGCUGCGCGACGUCAAGGAGGGCAUCCAGAUCCUGCAGGAGCGCCUCAACGAGACGGGCCGGCACGACUUCCUGGAGGGCGUAGCCGUCACAUCUGAGAGGAUUAAAGGGAAGAUACACGAGACCAACCUGACGUAUGAAGACUUCCCGACAUCCAAGUACAUGGGGCCCUUACAGUACACCAUAUGGAAAUCGCUCUUCCAGGACAUUUCUCCAGUGCCAGCAGCGUUGACCCUCGACCCCAUCACGGCCCACCAAAGACUGAUCCUCUCAGACGACUGCACCAUCGUGGCCUACGGGAAUCUCCACCCGCAGCCUCUGCAGGACUCCCCUCGCCGCUUCGACGUGGAGGUGUCGGUUCUGGGCGCGGAGGGCCUCAUGUCGGGCGUUCACUACUGGGAGGUGAUGGUGUCGGAGAAGACGCAGUGGAUGAUCGGCGUGGCCAAUGAGACGGUGAGCCGCAAGGGCAGCAUCCAGAUCCAGCCCAGCCGCGGCUUCUACUGCAUCGUCAUGCACGACGGGAACCAGUACAGCGCCUGCACCGAGCCCUGGACCCGCCUCAACGUUAAGAGCAAGCUGGAGAAGGUGGGGGUGUACCUGGACUACCCCAAAGGCCUGCUCAUCUUCUACAACGCAGACGACAUGUCCUGGCUCUACACCUACCGGGAGAAAUUCCCCGCCAAGGUCUUCCCGUACUUCAGCCCCGGCCAGAGUCACGCCAACGGCAAGAAUGUGCAGCCGCUGCGAAUCAACACUGUACGCCUUUAAGAGCUGCACAGCGACGGUCGCGAUCGACCCGACAGACGAGUCCGUCGUAGGUGAAAUCAAAGGACUUGUGUGUUUCAACAGAUGUUCCAGAAAUCAGUUUAAGAUGUUUAAUAGGGUGUUUGACAUGUUUCUUUCCUUCAGUUCGGUGUUAGGAAUCGUGCUUGGUGUUGCUCUUACAACUCGCGCUGUUAUUUUCUUUUUGACUUGAAGCGACCAUUCAAUACCGGCCUGCACUUGAGCCUCAUUCUGCAUCUUCAGUGAAAAGAUGACGCUGAAUGGAGACGGAGGGGACCCCUGGGCUUCUCCAGGGUCUGUGGCAGAAAUGGGAAACAAAAUUAAAGGUGAUCCUCCCUCCUACGGUGACUGUCAGAGGCCCACCUUGCACACUCCCAGGGCCGUCGCUGUCUGGUCAGACAGGAUGUCCCCUCUCUCUCCAUCCAGACCAGUGGACAUGAAGACCAGCCACUCGUGUCCUCGUGCUGUCCUGUUUGGCUUCGCUUCGUUUGUGGAAUGUGAUUGACGACACUCGGCUCCUAUUUUGGCUUUGGGUCGGCCAGCGGUCCACCCUGAACUCGUCGAGUCUGUCGGCACUUUUUACUUCUCACUGAGACCACGGUCUUACGUCCUCCUGCAGGUCACGUGUGUCCGUCUUCAUCGACGCGAGGAAAGCUCCCGUUCUACGUGCACCAGCCGUCGUUCACAUCACGUAAACUGAAUGAGUCGUACAUGGGCUGGCCGUCCCUACCCGCUGCCCAGAGGGUGAGGAUGUGCAGAAGUAUGCUGCUAGUGGUGGAGAGAGGACUUCAUGUUUGUAUAUAAUGUAUUAAGGGUAGAAAGGAAUCAGUCUCUCAUCAUGCUGGCUCAUGCUUAAGUUUCCACUCUUUCCCUUAAAGCCACUGGUGUGCUGGCCCUCAGCAUUCCAACACAUUCCUGCUUCCAGUCAUGAUUUUUGUCUUAAUAUCAAAAGAAUAUGAAAUCACACGGAGCAGAUAAUCGUCUGCUCUGUUUGUAGCUCCUCAGACGUGAAAAUCUGGUGAGUUUAAGAUCAGCUACUUCUCAAAAAUGCUACAGAGACCAGCUGUUGUCUCUUUUUUAAAUCGUAUCGUUUGUGUAAUGAAAUGAUCAGAUCUAACGGGGAUGGAUGGCUGAACACUAAAAUGGCAUUUUCUGCAACUGGCGUUCCCCAGACUGCUGCUGCUGCUGCGGCGUUACGUAACGAUAAAAUCACUGGUAAUUCCUCCGAGGCUCAGUCAUGUUCAUGUCUUCGCCCCCACGUGCCUCAAGUGCUCCAGUUUAUCACUCGUCGUACACAAGUCCUGCAAAAUCUGCUCUAAGAGGCGCUUGUCGCUCAGCCAAGUCCAGCAUACUGAGAGACGUGUCUGGGGACGUGCACGGGUGUGUUGGUGUGGCCUGAUUCAGCUGUGAUGUUAAAUCCAGCUUUGGUUGUGGCUGAUAAAGCCCCUCUGAACACAGCCAUGCAGCAGCCAGACGUGUUUAUUGGAGAUCACGUUGGGAUCAGGUGGGACAGAAAUCUACAAAUGAACAAGCAAAAAAAGAGAAAAAUCACUGAGACCUUCCUUUGCCACUUCAUCUCUGCAUUUGUCUGUGUGUCGUCUGUGUCGUCCUUUUUAAAGAAAACCGGGGCAGUGCCCUCGUCUCUGUAGGAAGUGGUUCCGGUAUGUGCAGUAUGACGCAAACUGGGGUCAGACGGAGAGCAUCUGCAGAGUGGUGGUUUUAACUUGCACAGAUCUGCAGGGACCUGUGAGUUGUUCAGAACCUACCUGGAUAACGCUGCUCAGUAACACCUGGUUACACACAUCACAUACAUCAGUAAUUUAUUCAGUAAUGUGUGAGAUUAGGAGGAGUAACACCGUGUAGACAAUCAGGACGGCGGUCUGGCGCUCCAUGCAGGUUCACACAACGUCUGGCCCCAGUUUGGUCUGAUUCAUUAAGACUUUAUGUUUGAAUAUUAAGAAGGAGAUUAUUGUGAGGUGGUGUCGGGUUCUGGUGGUGGUGAUUAUAAUGAUGAUGACUAUGACACUUUUAAUGAUUAUUAUGAUGAUUGUGUCUUCUGAUGAUGGCCGCUCCAUCGUUGUGUGAACACACUCCAGUGUGCUUUUGCUGCUGGAGGUUUGUGUGAAAUGUUUUAAUGUACAAUAAAUGACUGCAAAAAUCA